AUGGGGGUGCUUCAGAAUGUUGUCCGAGGCCUUGUUCGUGGUUCAGACAGAAUGGCUGAGAUCACCAGUAAAAUGGGACCAAAGUCCUUCAACAGAGGACGAGGAACCAAGAUGGUGGGGUACCUGACCUCCAACCGCAAGUUUGUCAAGGUGAAGGAGAUGGUGCCACAGUUGAUAGUCCCUGAUCUGACUGGGUUUAAGUUGAGGCCGUACGUCUCCUACAAGGCUUCUGAAGGAGAGGAAGAGGAAAUGACGGCCGAAAAGCUGUUUAUGGAAACUGUAGCUCCAGCCAUACAGAAGGACCUUGAAAAGGGAACCUUUGAUGCUAAUAAUCUAGAAAAAUAUGGAUUGGAGUCCACACAGGAGGGCAAACUAUUCAAGUUGUAUCCAAAGAAUUAUGUUCAAUAG
Staurois parvus is the source of this 408-nucleotide messenger RNA. The record is from the annotation of a GenBank genome assembly. Lineage: Eukaryota; Metazoa; Chordata; Amphibia; Anura; Ranidae.